Messenger RNA from Pelobates cultripes (western spadefoot toad), 9112 nucleotides. The record is from the annotation of a GenBank genome assembly. NCBI's taxonomy places the organism in Eukaryota, Metazoa, Chordata, Amphibia, Anura, Pelobatidae.
AUGACAACCCGCCCGCCCCCCUGUCAUCGUCCCUGUAGGCGGAAGGUGGCGCUGCGGUCACUUCCGGUGCCAGGGUGGGACUCGCUCGGUCCGGAACGAUCGCACAUUCACCUUGUUUCCGGGUGGGACCUGAUUCCGCUGCACAACCGUCCCCACUACUUCCGGUUCCUGGAGAGGGCGACACCUGGAGACCCACUGGGAGGUAAAUGAGGAUCUAUGGGGCAGACUGGGCUCCCUGCUCCGGGCUACCGGAAAUAAUACCUGAUAGCCCAACACACUGCUCAGACUGCUCAGAUAGGGGGCUCCUGCCAGAUGAUAUCACUGGGCUAAAAACACUGGGAGUAACAGCAGCAGGACUUCACACACACACACACACACAUACAUAUAUAUAUAUAUACCAAUAAUAAUAACAACAUAAAUAAUAAUAAUAACAUAAUAUCAUAAUAAAUAAUAAACUAUAAUAAUAAUAAAUAACUAAAUAAUAUAAUAAUAAUAAUAUAAUACAUAAUAAUAACCUAAUAAUCUACUAAACUAUAAUAAUAAUAAUAAAUAAUAUAAUAAUAAUAAAUAAUAAACUAAACUAUAAUAAUAAUAAAUAAUAAUAAACUAAACUAUAAUAAUUAAUAAUAUACCCUGAGAUAAAUAAACUAUAAUAAUAUAAUAUAUCCUGAGAUAAAUAUACUAUAAUAAUUAAUAACAUAAACUAAACUAUAAUAAUUAAUAAUAAACUAAGCUAUAAUUAAUAACAUAAUAUACCCUGAGAAAAACUAUAACAAACUAAACUAUAAUGAUAACAUAAUAAUGUACCCUGAGAUAAAUAAACUAUAAUAAUUAAUAAACUAAACUAUAAUAAUAACAAUAAUAUACCCUGAGAUAAACUAAACUAUAAUAAUAUAUAACAUAAUAAUGUACCCUGAGAUAAAUAAACUAUAAUAAUUAAUAACAUAAUAAUAUACCGUGAGCUAAAUAAACUAUAAUAAACUAAACUAUAUUAAUUAAUAUAAUAAUGUACCCUGAGCUAAAUAAACUAGAUUUACUAAACUAUAAUAAACUAAAACACUCACAGAUUUAUUCAGCAAACUUCACAUAUACCAUGAGCCUGCUAGUGUCUAUAAUAAACUAAAAACACACAGAUUUUUUUUCAGUAAACUGCGAAUUGUCAGGAAUUCAGAAUGGAAUAUAAUCCAAGUCAGUCAGUUAUGCUUUAAGGUUGAUGGUAAUGUGAGUUGUCUAUAACUUAAAGGGGAUUCAUAUGAAUUUCAGGUUUUAGGACAAAAUAAUUGAAUAGAUAUCUGGCUUGGAAAAGGUUUCAGAUUCCACUGCUUUGAUUUAAAACCACUUUGAAAUUACAAAAUUCACAUGCCGGCGAAGAAGAAAUACUAUAACUGUUUGUGUUGUUUAUUCAUUCUGGAUCGCACAGAAAGUACCAAAUAUUGUUUUUCUGGUGUCACUCAUCUCCCUACCCCCCACCCCCCAACAACUGCAAUCCUCAAACUUUUAUUUUAUAUUUCUUUGAGUAAGGAGUAUGCAGGUUAUUAAAGAAACACUCUGGAGAGGGAUGUGGAGCCAGGAGUAGCCCAGCACUGUCCAAUUUUACUAAAACUGUUUUAAGUACAGUUUGACCACUUACCUGGGUCCCUCUGGAAUCCUGCACCGCAUUCAGUCUUCUGCAGGAGAGCUGGAUCUUUCUGUAGAAUUAAGCACAGCUGAUACAUGUGGACCCAGCUCAUCUGUCACUUUCAGCAAAAUCCACAACCAGAUUGCAUUUUAGGAAGCUGCGUGAGGACUAAUCAGCAUCAAGUAGUGAGUCCAAUCUUUGCUUUAUGCUGUGAAAGGCAUCGCAGAAUGCAGUUGACAAUACGUCACCGGAUAUACCCUUUCUAUGGUUUCGGCCUGCAGCCUGCCCUUUUCUCUCUCCUUUCUCCCUGUCACUGUAUAUCAUUUUUUUUGGUAACAGGUUUGUCAUACAGGUUUAUUUAUUAUAAGUAAUUAUCCAGCUUUGUUGGGCUUUUAAGUCAAGUGUGACCUGUAUAUUGUAAUUCAGCUGUUAAUGUAAUACAACUCAUAGUUCAGUAAAUAAUCACCAUGGUGUACCACUUGACACUGUUUGCUGAUUGGUUCACUGCAUGUCUUUCUUUGCAGGCCAUAUGAAUACAUCAGUCUGUCCUGUACCAGCAGGAUGCACCCAAGAUGCCAUCUUGCAGUUUCUGAGCAGUCUCCCCCGUGGCUUGGCUUUGGGGCCCUCUCUUUCACUAAAGGAGGGCCUGGGACUAUGGUGGGUCGGACAGACACUAGACGCCGGAUCUCUCCUUCCAACUCCAAGUCAUAAAAGUGACAAUAGCCUGUCCGAAAGUGAGGUUAGAUAUAGAUUUGCUUGCCUACAAGAGAACUUAUAAUAUGAACAUCAUCCUGCCUGAACAAAAUGUUCCUAAAAGUGUUAUGUUUGGCUCCUGCUUUUUAAAAGGCUUACAAAUUCAAGAAACUUUUAUCACACUCUUCUGUAUGAUCUGCAGGCAUUUCCAGAUUUCACUUAGAUAUAGUAAGUCAUAUGUAAAAGAAGGCAUCACUCCCAGGGGGUGAAAAACCCAGGCUGUGAUAUACUUUUGCACCCCCCCUCCCCCCACCCCAACAUUUCACCCACUCUUUCCGGAGGAGCGGUCUACCCAUGGUGGGCACCAGAGCAUUCCUGGCACCUUAACCACUACUGCACAGUGCUGGUGCUUUGGAUAUUGCAGAAUUCAAUAUAGCUUUUAGUAUCCAUUUUUUAGUAUUCCUUUCCUUUUUAAAUCUGUCUGACAACACUCACAAGCAUACUAAAACCAGCGUUAGAAGAAACUGGAGGAAAGGAAGGGAAGUAAGCAGGACUCCCUGUGACAUAGGGGCUCAGUUUUCCCUGCAGCCUGUUACAAGAUGAGAUUUAGUUCCCCGAGUAAGUGGGGUUCAGGCAGACAUGCCAUAUAUGUUAAAAUGGAUGUGAAAGGGACCAUUAAAGUAAACAAAACAGAGCGAAUUACCCUUCCCCUUUUGUAGUUAUUGAAAUAGACGAGCAAAACAAAAGGGAGUAAAAACAGCUGUGAAGACGUGUGACAAGAUCAUAAUUUUUGGAAAUCUUUAAAAAUCAGGCGAAAUAAAAGAAUUGCAGUAAAUAAAUAUAAAGCAGAGACUAUUUCCCCUUCUGUUAAUAAAUGGGAAAAACAUUUAUAGGUGUCUUUUUGUGGUUCAUUAAGUUGCACAUUGCAUCAUGACAAUAUGGGGUUCAGUUGUAGGUAAUUGGGUUUUAUGGAGGUGCACCUUGUAUAAUUACAGGCAGAGAUAACUUGUGUGAGGAAGUUGAGAUUUUAAGGAGAUGCACCUUGCAUCGUUACAUCAUUAGUUUGUAACUAUGCAUCAUUGCAGGAGGACGUUGGGUUUUAGUGGUAUUGGCCUUGUGUCAUUUCAGGAGUAAAUUGGGUUUCAGAAAAAAUACCUUUUCUCUGAGAGAGAUAUUUUAGGAAGUGUUAUUCUCUCUCUAUAAAUAAGUCUGCUGCAGUGACUGUGAGGUAAUUCACCUAAUGUUAUGUUCACAUGAAUUAUGGGGUUUCUUUAUUCUAAUACAUUUCUAAAAUGUGAGGUUUUGCGUUAGUCUCAAGUCUCCUUUUUCAGCUUGGCUUUCUGCCCCCUGUCAGUUAUUUUAUCAUUAAUGUGAUAAAAAACUUGAUGCUUUGCCAGCAUUAUGAAGAUAUAGUCCACAACAUCUGCUGGACGAAGGUUGUCCACUCCUGGAAUACGGUAUAUAGUUCCGGUUUCUCCUGUUAAUUACAAAUACCAAGUAUCAUGUUACAGGGACACACUUUAGGCAUGCAAGUAGUAGGCAGGAGAAAAAAAAGAAGUGCAUGUCCUUACUCAAGGAAACAGAUCUCUGGCCAUGACAUGGCCACUGGAGGUGCCUCCUGGCUCAGUGCUGCAUAGUAGGCAGCAGUGCCGUUCAGCGUCUCCAUGCUCUGCAUGGGGACGCUGAAUGUUCCUCAUAGAGCUGCACUGAUUCAAUGCAUCUCUAUGAGGAAGUGCUGAUUGACCAAAACGGCAUUUGGCUCCAUACCCUUGACUAUUUUAGCCGAUCAAAUGCUUUCCCCAUGAGAGUGCAUUGUAUCGGCUAAAAAUCGGCAAUUCUGAUGAUGUCACCAAUGGGCGGAGCCAGCGCCAACAGACCUGUGGAGAGCAGAAAAUAAGGUGAGUUUUAACCCACUCUGAGGGAGCUAAAGGGUGCCAGUGGUGCAAGCCACCUAAAUGGUGGAUUUUGCACUAGAGGGUCAGGAAUACAUGUUUGUGUUCCUGACCCUAUAGUGUUCCUUUAAGAAAAGAUGUGUAAGUCAGGGGGUUAAUUCACUGAACACUGAAUUGCAGUGAAUUGAAAACCCAAAUUGCAAAAUUUAGUUAUGGCAGAAUUGUAGACUUACCUAAGUAUUGCACUCCAAUUUUAUGUAACACUUCCAGCUCUACUUCCAACAGACUUUUUUUGUUUUUUUUCAGUAACUGAAAUGUUCGUUAGAACAUGUUGCAUCAGCUGUUUAUGUUUACCAUGACAUGGUGACUGUAAUGUUUAUAACUUUAUCUAUAGAGGAAAGCAGAACUGCUGACUUCUGUUUGUUUCUGCUAAGCUCCAUUGAUCUCGUUGGGUACCUAAUAUUGACCCCUUGGUUUUAAAGGCAUAGGAUUAGUACAAAAAGCAUUAUCUUGUAACCUAAUUGAUAUUCUUAAAUUAAUAAACUUUCAAUUGAAUCAUUCAAUCUUUAGUUGUUACGCCUUAUUCUCUAGGAAAAAAUCUAGUAAUAUCCCGUGUGGAUUAAAAAAAAAAUCUUUCUGCAACAGUAACUUGUAUGUCAUUUUACUUUACAGGAACGUUUGUCAUCAUUCCUAUUAGAAACUGAUGCUGCCUGGUUAAGGUAUAUAUGAUAUUGAUGUAUAUAGUUUUUUUAAUGCUUUAAGUAAUGCAAAUCAUUGGUUAUGUACUACAAAGGAGAUAGAUGAAAAACAAUCCACCUCUGAAGUGAUCUUUUUAUUUCUGGGUUAUAAUCUGGCUAAUCUGUAGUUACAAUAGGUAAUAUAUAUAUAAUAAGUCUGCAAAAGCAGAUUAUUCCGCUUAAGAAACAGAUUAUCCAGCAUAAUGUUGGUUUAUGUUUUACAACGGUCUGUAUUUCAGUCAGUUAAUCACUUUUUUCCCAGGAGAGAUUGUUAACUGGGCCUCUACUUUGUUAUUGUGAACAAAAUGGCAUCAGAUGUAUAAUUUGGGAUAAGAUACAGGAGAAUUGGUCAGUAAGCUUAGCUGUUCACACUAAAUGGAAACAGCGUUUGCUAAAUUAAUUUUGGCUUUUGCCGCUAUGUUUUCAUUCCAUUGAUCGGGGUAUUAACCUCUUAAACUAGGACACAAAUGUAGAACUUGUUUGUAUCUUUAUAUUGCAUUAUAAAUAAGAGGUUAUUUUUACCCUUCUGUUUCCCUUUAAAUCGGGUUUUCUAUGCAGCAUGAGUUUGUAAGGCUUGACAAUUAGUAGUUUUAGAUCUGGGUAGACACACAUUCUCUAUUCUGUUUCCACCCUGAUCUAUAACCACUGUGUGCCAGGAACACAAACCUCUCUAAAAUGCAAUGUCUGAUAGCAUCCUUAUUUAAGGCUCUCUGCUAUCCCUUGUAUGUUUUCUUAAAUUGUUAGGCUAGUUUUUAAUGCUUGGCAUCUUUCUGAGAUGUAUUCUUUACCUGGGUCCUGGCUAUGCUGCUUUUCAGGUUUGUGCGGAGAUGUACAAAACGGGAGAAUGUGAGGCCUUGCCAGUACCGAGGGCAGGUUUAUCUAAAGGUGGUCACCUCUCUGAAGCCUGGCUCAGAAUUACUGUUUCAGCAGGAAGUACAGAAGGCUUGUACCAUAAAUGGAGACGAUCUCCCUGGACCCGAGAAACUUCCUGUUCCACAUGACACGGAGGAGAACGCAGAGUCCGAAGAUCCUUCACAAACUGUAAGAAUGGUUCUACCAAUUUUAACAGAGAGUGAAGAACCUCAAACAAACACCAAAGAGGGUCUUAUUAUUGAGGAUGCCAAGCACCCAUUAACGACACCUGAACCUGCAGUAUCUGCUGUGACCCUGCUCUCAAAGGAAUCAAUGUCUGCAGAAACACCAGGUGUUGAGAUCUUUGUCUCUGCAAUGACAGCAGAGCAAGAACAGGUCAAACUACUAACUACUGUAGACCCAGAAAGGGCCAAGUUGUCCUCCAGUCUGGAUUGUGUCCGAAAACUCCAAACAACUUCAGAUUCAAUACCGUGUGAUCCAGUGCAAACACCCAUUACAGGUUUGUACUUAAAAACACCUGUCACUAUCUUUAUUAUGAACCUACUAACAAAACAUACUUGAAAAAUACUAGAAACACAUAAUGGAUUACAGGAAGACUCCACACUGUAAAUGAACAACAUACAUAAAUAUCACAAGUUAGCAGAUAUACUUAUAUAUUUAUGCAUUUAUCUAAAAAAAGAUCUGCAGCCUUUGUAAGCCUUCACUCACACCCCAAACACAGACUUUCAGUUUGCACCGGGGAUGUGACCAGUUCAUUCUAAGCCACAAGCAUGCGCUCCUAAUUCCGUGCCAUGGAGUAAGUUGCAACCAGGGAGGAGAAAGUAGAGCCACAGGAGGGCAGGUUGAAUAUAGCCCUGUGGAUGUGCAUGAUCAUUGGCAACUAUAGAUACGGUGGUCUUUUAUUUUUUAACUCUGCAAUGUAAAGUAUUGCUCCUUAGUAGAUAAGGCAAUGCUUACAUUGCAGGGUUAGAUAAGUAUCUGGGGCUGUCUGACAGCCACAAGAGGCACGUCCGCCAUGAGAAUUUUGUCAAUCUAGGUUCUGCCAUAAGUUAAGGAAGGGACUACUUUUUUUCUUGUGUAUAGUAGUCAUGUUAACAACACCUGACAAUGUGGGGGAGGGGGCGAUAUUGAGAUCCAGGGGAGAUCAGGAAUGGAAAACUGAAAGGGGGAAAAAAAUUACAGGGUCACUUUAAAUAGUAAAGUAGGGUGUCGAGUCAGUUUAGUGCCUAAAAAUAUUAUUCAUUUAUUUCCUUCAAAAAUGAAUAUCUCAUGACUAAAUUUAAUGUGCUUGCUUUUUUCAGCAGACUCUUCAGAUAUUGACAUUGUAAAGGAAGUUUCUCAAAGUUUGAAGCUCCAAGACUCCGACAUCGAUCCCAGAACUGAGAUCAUAGGCAGCAAUUGUGACCAAGAAAAUAUUGUAAAGGAGAACUGUGCCAGCAGAGCGAACUCUUCCAGCACAAAACGCAAACAGAGUUGUAACAGAACAGAUACUGGAGAGGAAAGCCAAACGUCUGACCUUAAUGGAACAGUAGCGCAGAAAGGAACUGACAGACAGGGGCAAACACUUUUACAAGGAGAAACAGAAGAGACCUCUAGCAGCCAAGCUAAGGUUUCCAGGCAAGAGGUGGAGUCUGAGACAACUCCAGUGACUGAAUGUAAAAAGAAAAAGUCCAAAACACAGCCGGAACGUAGAUUUUGCUGCCAAGACUGUGGCAAACGUUUCUUCCAAUCGAGUCACCUUAAAAGGCACAGCUUCACACACAGCGGGCGUAAGCCGUACCAAUGCAUUGAGUGUGAUAAGACGUACAGCUCAGAGGAGAGCUUCAGGGCUCAUGUGCUAGCCCACAGAGGUCUACGUCCCUUCAAAUGUCUUCUCUGUGACAAAGCCUAUGGCACACAACGGGACCUAAAGGAGCACUCUGUUCUACACACUGGCCUUCGCCCUUUCCACUGUGAUGACUGCGGAAAGCGUUUUGCUCGCCGACCCACCCUUCGCAUUCACCGCAAAAACUAUUGCAUACCAGCUGGAGGUAACCUGCAACCACCUAUCCAGUGCAACUUGUGCGAUAAAGAGUUGGCCAACAGUCGCUCAUUGCGUAGUCACAUGCGUGUACACACAGGAGAAAAACCAUACACCUGCCCAGACUGCGGCAGUUCUUUUCGACAUAAGGGCAAUCUGCGAAUUCACCAAAGACUGCAUACUGGGGAGAAACCGUACAAAUGCCAGUUUUGUGGAGACUCCUUCCCACAGCAGCCAGAACUAAAACGACACUUGAUCUUGCACACAGGAGAAAUGCACAUCUGCAAGAUUUGUGGCAAAGCACUUAAAGACCCUCAUACACUGCGUGCCCACGAACGUCUCCAUACAGGAGAACGCCCUUUCUUGUGCCAGUACUGUGGCAAAUCCUAUCCUAUUGCCACCAAGCUCAGGCGGCACUUGAAAUCUCACCUGGAGGAGAUGCCUUUCCGCUGCCAUUUGUGUGGGAUGGGUUACACCCUGCAACGUAGUCUUAAGAGACACCUCCGCAGUCACAAAGAUGUGGGACAAACCCCCACAGGAGAGGGUUCACCUGCAGCACCGGUGGAGGAGACCGAAGUGGAAUCUACUCUGGUUUUUGUACCGUUAUUGGAUUCUCAACCGGGUGCAGAAGAGCAAGCAGCAGUGUUAAUUGCUAAUUUCACAGAGAACGCAGAAUUUGGCUCCUCACAUGAAACGCAAACUCUUAUUCUACCCAUGGAUUCAGAAGUACUUGAGAUAUCUUCUGGGCUUGGACAAAAGAACAUCUUACUGCACAAGGAGCCUGGCUCCAGGGUAUUGCUUGUAGAACAGGCUCUCGGGUUCAGUGCUGUGGCAGAAGUGGUAGAGGUGGAUUAAGUGAGGUGAUUACUGACGUUUGUGUCAUGUCAUCCUCACAGUUCUCUGAUUUCAUCUCAGAUUCUGAUUGUUUCAUAGCUGAAAAGAGACUUGCAUCCAUCAAGUUCAGCCUUCCUCACAUAUGUUUUUGUGUUCAUGCAGGGUGAUGCACAAUAGAUUAACAAUUUCCUUGUCAGACAGGGGGAUCUUUAUUUCUUUCCAAAGCUUGUCUCAAAACAGAAUAAUAGUUUAACUAUUGUUCUGCAGUCUUUUUUUUUUUUUUUUUAUAACUUUUAUAUAAAAGUCAUAGCUCAAAUCAAAAGAAAAUCGUUUGCCAUCAAUAUGUAUAUUUACGCAUUAGAAUGUAAUUUUAUUUAUUUAAAAACACAAAAACAGUGGGACGCCACACCUAUUGUCUGAAAAAUAAAAUUAUUUAAAUCGACAA